UCAGUAAUCAAAAUUAUUGAAAAAACUCAGAAUUAAAUGUCCGAAAUCAUUUAUUUGCAGAAAUUAAAUCAAUUAUCUGAUUUUUUUCUUCAAGCCAUAAUUUGACAGAUCCAGUAAACAUGUUUUCCCUUCUAUGAUUGCGUGUGUGAGUUGUAAUUCAGCUGAUUGGAUUGAGAUGUCAAUCUUCGACGGGCUCCCCAUUCCGAAAGACAAAUCGUUUUUAAAGGAAGAACUUUCGAGAAUAGAUGAAAGUUGGGCAGCAGCGCGCUUUGAUUCGUUACCUCAUGUUGUGCACAUUUUAACAUCCAAAGAUGGUGAAGGGGAAGUGAAGGUCUUAAAGGAGCAAAGUGAUAUCAUUGAAGAAGUUGUUGAUGAAGUUGUUCAUGCAUAUCAUGGCGGCUUCAACAAAGCAAUUCAAAAUUAUUCCCAGAUUUUGCGGUUGUUCAGUGAAUCUGCUGAAAGCCUUGGGGAGUUGAAGGUUGAUUUAGCCCAGGCAAAGAAACUUCUUGGCGCCCAUAAUAAACAAUUGCAUCAGUUGUGGUACCGGUCAGUUACUUUGCGACACAUAAUCUCGUUAUUAGAUCAAGUUGAAGGCAUAGCCAAGGUCCCAGCUCGUAUUGAAAAGCUUAUUGCUGAAAAGCAGUUUUAUGCGGCAGUACAGUUACAUGUCCAGUCAAGUUUAAUGCUUGAGAGAGAGGGCCUCCAAGCGGUGGGUGCUCUUCAAGAUGUACGGUCAGAAUUGACAAAACUGCGGGGAGCCUUUUUCUAUAAAGUUUUGGAAGACCUACAUUCUCAUCUCUACAAUAAGGGUGAAUACAGCUCAGAUGUCUCAAGUAUGCUUGAAAGUGAUGAUGCAAUUCCAACUGCUACAGCUGUGACGUCCUCCAUGAAUUAUUCACACUCUCUCUCGCGAAGAACCAGGAAAGGAGAUGGUGAUGGAGUGUAUAGGCCCAGUUCAGUUGAUGGGGGUUCAUCAUUUGAUGGCCACAAUGAGGAUGGCACCUUGGAUAUGCAUGAUGAUGCUGCACCUAAUGGGUAUACUCCUACAAUGAAGGCUAACGGUGGUGAUGCAAGAAUGUUCUCUCGUCAUAUUCCAGUGUGGCUAUCAGAUUCUACUCCUGAUGAAUUUGUCGAAGCGAUGCGAAAGAGUGAUGCUCCUGAGCAUGUGAAAUAUUUGCAGACUAUGGUUGAGUGUCUUUCCAUGCUUGGAAAAGUUUCCGCAGCUGGUGCUAUUAUAUGCCAACGGUUACGUUCUACAAUCCAUGAUAUCAUUACUGCCAAGAUCAAAGCACAGGCAGGACGUGCCAGUGGGCCAAGGCCUGGUCUCGGCCACACUGCCUUGCCUACAGUCGUAGGUCUACACUAUCUAAAGGACCAGCUGGAACACCACUUAGCAAAACACAAACGUCAAAAUGGGGUAUCACCAACUGGAGCUUUAGCUGUGAGCCCUGUCUCUCAUGUAAUGUCUCCUUCUGGAACAGCCCAAAUUUCAGCAAGGGACCUACUUGAUUCUGUACUGGACACAGUUGUUCGGAUAUUCGAAAAUCAUGUUAUUGUUGGAGAGUUGCUCGAGUCAAAAUCUUCACAGCAACUUAAUAUGAACACACCAAAGACAAUGACUGCUGAUGUCAGUUGGAGUAAUGACUCUGAUGCUUCUAAUGAUACUGGCGGCUUCAGUAUUGGUUUUUCCUUGAAUGUUCUACAGAGUGAGUGCCAGCAACUUAUAUGUGAGAUCCUACGAGCAACCCCUGAAGCUACAUCUGCAGAUGCUGCUGUGCAAACAGCUAGACUUGCCAGCAAAAACCCUUCUAAAGACAAGAGGGAUGGAUCAGAUGAUGGACUUACUUUUGCAUUCCGGUUCACUGAUGCUAGUACCUCCGCUGCUAACCAGGGAUGGAGAAGACCAAAUGUCGUGCAAGAAGGUUAUGGGACUGGAGCCGUGCUACCAGAGCAAGGGAUAUACUUAGCAGCAUCAGUAUACAGGCCAGUAGUUCAGUUCACAGACAAAGUUACAUCAAUGCUUCCUCAAAAGUUCUCUCAACUUGGAAAUGAUGGAUUGCUUGCCUUCACAGAGAACUUUGUGAAGGAUCACUUUUUGCCAACUAUGUUUGUGGAUUAUCGGAAAAGCGUACAGCAAGCCAUAUCAAGUCCAGCUGCAUUCCGGCCACGAGCUAAUGCAGCUGUGUCGUACACUCCAUCAAUUGGAAAGGGACGACCUGUUUUACAAGGAUUGCUAGCUAUAGAUUGCUUAGCGAAAGAGGUGCUUAUGUGGGCUCAAGCUAUGCCAAAGUUUGCUGGUGAGUUAAUCAACUAUGUGCAGACAUUCUUGGAAAGAACCUAUGAAAGAUGCCGGACAUCGUAUAUGGAGGCCGUUCUUGAGAAGCAAAGUUACAUGCUUAUUGGGAGACAUGACGUAGACAAUCUCUUGCGACUUGAUCCGGCAAGUGCAUACUUGCCAAAUUCAAUAGAUGAUGGAACCUUAGAAACCAAUAAUUUGGAUGCUGAAUCAAAUGGAGUAGAAAUGGAACUAAGUGAUAUACUACUGAAUCUGAGACCUAUCAAGCAGGAAAACCUAAUACGCGAGGAUAACAAACUUAUCUUAUUAGCUUCAUUGAGUGAUUCAUUGGAAUAUGUCGCAGAUUCAAUUGAGAGGCUAGGGAAAUCAUCUUCAAAAGCUUAUAAUCAAGUGGUAGAAAAUGAACCCCAUCAUGCUAGAACAAGCAGUUUACCUCCAAAAGAUCUUGAAUCAUUUGCUGAAGACUAUAGGAAACUGGCUAUUGAUUGCCUUAAAGUUCUUCGAAUAGAGAUGCAGUUGGAGACAAUUUUUCAUUUGCAGGAAAUGACAAAGAGGGAGUAUUUGGAUGACCAAGAUGCAGAGGAGCCAGAUGAUUUUGUUAUAUCAUUAACUUCCCAGAUAACACGUCGAGACGAGGAAAUGACACCAUUUGUUGCGGAUGUGAAACGGAAUUACAUAUUUGGUGGGAUAUGCCCUAUUGCUGCCAAUUGGUCUAUAAAGGCUUUGGCUGAGAUGAAGUCUAUCAACCUCUUUGGCGUUCAACAGAUUUGCCGUAACUCAAUUGCAUUGGAACAGGCUUUGGCUGCUGUCUCUUCAAUUGAUAGUGAAGUUGUGCAAAUGAGAUUAGAUCGUGUUCGGACAUACUACGAAUUACUAAACAUGCCCUUUGAGGCAUUGCUUGCAUUUAUUCAAGAGCACGUUGACCUUUUCUCAGCUGCAGAGUACAUGAAUCUUCUGAAAGUCUUUGUCCCGGGCAGGGAAAUUCCCGAGGACGCUCAUGAUCGUCUAGCAGAGAUUUUGCCUAGUUGAAAAUUUGAUUGCAAAAUUUGUACACUGUUCUCACCUUGAGCAAGGAACUCGUAAAGUUUGUGGUUGCAGAUGAAACUGAUGCGAAGGAAUAUGGAGGGUCCCGACCUUUCUUUAUCUGCAUUGCUGGUUUCAAAAAUUUCCAGCAUGAAUCAAUAUUUGCAAGCUCACAUCUGCAGUUUUAGUAUAUAUAUUGGCAAUUUUACGUAUAUUUUGUGAGUGAUUCUUUCAGACAGACAAACAUGAAAUGAUUUCUAGUCUUUGUUUCUUCUUAUGUACAUUCAAUUUUGUAUCAUCGGAUUUGUUUGGCAGCAAAGCAGAUUUUAUCUGAGUA
Salvia hispanica is the source of this 3656-nucleotide messenger RNA. RefSeq names its product exocyst complex component SEC8-like. NCBI's taxonomy places the organism in Eukaryota, Viridiplantae, Streptophyta, Magnoliopsida, Lamiales, Lamiaceae. Gene Ontology annotation, biological process: Golgi to plasma membrane transport; exocytosis. The record is from RefSeq and is a predicted model, not a curated record. Gene Ontology annotation, cellular component: exocyst.